AUGGGCCACAAACACAGCAAAUCCAAAUCCUCCGAUCAGCCACCGCCCUCCUCCUAUUCCUCCAGCAACGUCGUGCACCAUGCUAAAACGGCUGGAGAACGCCGUGGAUCUUCCGGUUCCGGUUCCGGACCCGUCGGAUCCUCCUCAGGCUCAGGAACCGGCGGAUCCCGUUCCACCACAUCUCCUCAGCAGAACGGUCGGAUCCUCGGCCGUCCGAUGGAGAAUGUCAGGGGAACCUACGAGUUCGGUCGUGAGCUAGGUCGUGGCCAGUUCGGAGUCACCUACCUCGUCACUCACAAAGAGACCAAGAAACUGUUCGCCUGCAAGUCAAUCCCCACGCGCCGCCUUGUCCACCGUGACGACAUUGAAGAUGUUCGCCGUGAAGUCCAGAUUAUGCACCAUCUCAGUGGCCACAGGAACAUAGUGGACUUGAAAGGAGCUUACGAGGACAGACACUCGGUGAAUCUAGUGAUGGAGCUGUGUGAAGGAGGAGAACUGUUCGACAGGAUCAUAGCUAAAGGUCAUUACACAGAGAGAGCCGCCGCAGAUUUGUGCAGGCAGAUGGUGAUGGUUGUGCAUAGUUGCCACUCUAUGGGUGUAAUGCACCGUGACUUGAAGCCCGAGAACUUCCUCUUCCUGAGUAAAGAUGAGAACUCCGCAUUGAAAGCUACAGACUUUGGGCUCUCUGUCUUCUUCAAAGCAGGAGACAAGUUUAAGGAUCUUGUGGGAAGUGCAUACUAUGUUGCCCCUGAAGUUCUUCGCCGGAACUAUGGACCAGAGGCUGAUAUAUGGAGUGCCGGUGUGAUUCUUUUCAUCCUUCUCAGUGGUGUCCCGCCUUUUUGGGGAGAAAACGAAACGGGGAUCUUUGAUGCCAUUCUUGAAGGGAAACUCGACUUUUCUGCUGAUCCGUGGCCAACAGUAUCUAGUGGUGCCAAAGAUGUUGUGAAGAAAAUGUUGAAGUAUGACCCUAAAGAACGGCUUUCAGCUACUGAAGUGCUAAAUCAUCCGUGGAUUAGAGAAGACGGUGAGGCGUCAGACAAACCGCUUGACAACGCUGUGUUAUCCAGGAUGAAACAGUUCCGGGCGAUGAACAAACUAAAGAAAAUGGCCCUGAAGGUUAUCGCAGAGAACCUCUCUGAAGAAGAAAUCAUUGGACUAAAAGAGAUGUUCAAAUCUCUAGACACUGAUAACAACGGAAUAGUCACAUUGGAGGAAUUAAGAACCGGUCUACCAAAACUUGGUUCUAAGAUCUCUGAAGCUGAGAUAAAACAGUUAAUGGAAGCCGCUGAUAUGGAUGGAGAUGGAUCAAUCGAUUACUUGGAGUUUAUAUCAGCCACAAUGCAUAUGAACAGAAUCGAACGUGAGGAUCAUUUGUACACAGCGUUCCAAUACUUCGACAAAGACAACAGCGGCUACAUAACGAUGGAAGAACUAGAGCAAGCCAUGAAGAAAUACAACAUGGGUGAUGACAAAUCCAUUAAAGAGAUCAUUGCUGAAGUAGACACCGAUCGUGAUGGAAAAAUCAACUACGAAGAAUUCGUAGCGAUGAUGAAGAAGGGAAAUCCAGAAUUGGUGACGAACAGACGCAGAGUCAAUAUGUAA
This is a messenger RNA of Thlaspi arvense, 1602 nucleotides long. Lineage: Eukaryota; Viridiplantae; Streptophyta; Magnoliopsida; Brassicales; Brassicaceae. The record is from the annotation of a GenBank genome assembly.